GAGCUCAUGAUUUGAGAGAGAGCAGGAGAGAGGGGGCGAGUACAGAAGCAGAGGGAGGGCUUCGCUCUCACUCCGAACAGCUGCUCCUGGUGAAUUCAGUAAGACAAGUGCCCUCCUCUACCUUGGUCUCGAUCAGGUUUCUCGGCUGACUGUUUGCACAGAGUUGUGUUCAAGGAAUAAGAGACGGCUUCCUGCUGCAAACUCAAGUGUUCCUGUGUUCAUUCUUCUGAUCAUCUUCAAUCCAAAAGCAAAGAUGGAGCGUAUGGAGGAUGAUAAGCCGAAGAAGAAGUUGACCUUUUACCUUUUCUACUGCGUCUCAACAGCGGUCAUUGGCUCGCUACAGUUUGGCUACAACACCGGGGUCAUCAAUGCACCUGAGCAGAAACUGCGCAGUUUUUUCCAGAAUGUGUCGAUGGAGCGCACAGGGGAGCCUUUCAGCCCGGGGGCCAACACCAUGGUGUGGAGCUUCGCUGUUGCCAUCUUCAGCGUUGGAGGCAUGUUGGGGUCUUUCUCCGUAGGAGUGUUGGUCACCAAAUUUGGCAGGCGCAAGUCCAUGCUGCUCGCCAAUGUUCUGGCUGUGCUCGGCGGGGGCUUCAUGGGACUGUCGGCUCUGUGUGGAUCUUAUGAGAUGAUCAUCAUCGGUCGCUUGAUCAUCGGAGUGUUCUGCGGUCUGUGCACCGGACUGACGCCCAUGUACGUGGGCGAGAUCUCUCCCACGGCUGUCCGAGGAGCCUUCGGCACGCUGCACCAGCUGGGUGUGGUCAUUGGCAUCCUGGUGGCGCAGAUCUUCGGCCUGGAGUUCCUUCUCGGCUCUGACACGUUGUGGCCUCUGCUGCUGGCCCUCACCAUCCUGCCGGCCAUCCUGCAGAGCAUCCUGCUGCCUUUCUGCCCGGAAAGCCCCCGCUACCUGCUCAUUGUCCUCAACCAGGAAGAAGAGGCCAGAAAAGCGCUGGUGCGUCUGCGUGGCUGUGAGGACGUAAGCGAUGAUAUUCAGGAGAUGAAGGAAGAAGGGAUAAAGAUGGCCAGGGAGAAGAAAGUGUCCAUUCUCGAACUUUUCCGCUCCCCAAACUACCGUCAACCAAUCAUCAUUGCUAUAGUCCUGCAGCUCUCUCAGCAGCUGUCUGGUAUCAACGCUGUGUUUUACUACUCUACAAGUAUAUUCGCCACAGCGGGUGUUUCUCAGCCCAUCUACGCCACCAUAGGAGCUGGAGUUGUCAACACGGUGUUUACUGUUGUCUCUCUCUUCCUGGUUGAACGGGCGGGGCGAAGGACGCUGCACCUGAUUGGUCUGGCUGGAAUGGCCAUCUUUGCCGUCGUCAUGACGAUCGCCCUGUCUUUGGGGCAGACGACCCCGUCUCUGAGCUACCUGGCCAUUGUGGCUGUGUUUGGCUUUGUUGCCAGUUUUGAGAUGGGUCCAGGUCCGAUCCCCUGGUUCAUCGUGGCUGAGCUCUUCUCCCAGGGGCCCCGACCUGCUGCCAUGGCCGUCUCUGGUCUCUCCAACUGGACCGCCAACUUCGUGGUGGGGUUGGGUUUCCCUAAGCUGGCGGAACUGUGUGGUCCUUACGUCUUCAUCAUCUUUGUGAUCUUCCUCAUCCUGUUCUUCAUCUUCACCUUCCUGAAAGUGCCUGAGACCAGAGGAAGGACCUUUGACGACAUUGCUCAGGGCUUCGCUUCCAGUGCAGGGAAGCCCUCCGUGGAGCCUGAGGCGGUGGUCGCCGGGCUGACAGAAGGCAAAGAUCCAGCCCCCAUGUCCCCCACCGACAAGGUGCCCAUGGUGAAUCUUUCUUAGAGAGAAGAAGGAAGACUCGGGGUACAAUACAGACAACAGGUUUCAAACACAUUGAUAUCGUAAGGAGGUAUAUUUCAUAACAUGGGCAACUAAAGAUUAAACAUUUACAAAUGCGAAAUUCAUUGAAUUCAAACUCUCUCUAAUCCCCCUUCAAACAUGGGGUCAAACUUCCCUGAAUUAUUAGUACUUAACAUUUGUUGACAUCCUCGCUGCCAGCGCUACGCAUUCUGCCUUAAAAGAGGAUCAACAUAUGUUGAGUGUUAAGUCCCUGGUCUUCAGCUACCUCCAGUGUUAAAAGGUUGUGGGAUUUGG
Pungitius pungitius (ninespine stickleback) is the source of this 2101-nucleotide messenger RNA. It is a transcript of the gene slc2a3b, whose product is annotated as solute carrier family 2 member 3b. Gene Ontology annotation, cellular component: plasma membrane. Bases 254 to 1789 code for a protein of 511 amino acids. Gene Ontology annotation, molecular function: D-glucose transmembrane transporter activity. The transcript is spliced from 11 exons. Gene Ontology annotation, biological process: dehydroascorbic acid transport. The record is from RefSeq and is a predicted model, not a curated record. Lineage: Eukaryota; Metazoa; Chordata; Actinopteri; Perciformes; Gasterosteidae.